AUGAAGGGUUAGUUGCAACUCGAUCUCAUCGAUGUUUUCCAUGAUUAAAUUCCCGUCUUCCGCAUAGCACAAGUCUUGUGCCAUAUAUUCUUUUGCUUUUGCUUUCUGUAUAGUUUAAUACCAUUUUGCAUUCUGUUACCAGAUUGAUGAUCUUGGUAUGAGAGUUCAUGGGUCUGGUUCAGGACCAAGGUCAGUUGUUACAGGAUAACUAUAUAACCUACUGAGGUAGAAUACAUUAUAGGCCAUCCCUGCAAGACACACAAUAGCUCCUCAGGCAAAACUAAUUUAUGCAAAGCCGAUUUCCGGAAAAUGUUUUAUCAAUUGUUUUGGGACUGUUAGUUUUCUGUUCCCUUUUCUACUCAAAUGUAUUCAACCGCAAACAAAGCUAGGCAAUCAAGGCCUUUUGUAGUUCAGGCAAAGACUUGCAUGAUGUUGAUUGGGGUCCAGCCCGCGGACAAAGCUAUGGUACACCCUGGUGUAGCUUACAGGGUAAUUUUGGUGUAUGUUACACAUAUUUUUGACUAGUUAUGAAAGGGGUGUGUCUUGGAAGGACGAGGUACAAAUAUUUUGGGAAAUGGUACGAAUAUUUUAGCUUCUUGGCAUUUGUUUUGUUUUGUUUUUGUUCUCUUCUUUGUUUGUUUGUUUCUUUGAGUGAAAAAUAAAACAAAGAAGAAAACAGAAACAAAGCACCAAAUCUCAUUCUGGGCGAGGGAUAGCUAAAUCCAAAAAAACGGAUUACCUAUAUCCAGAUCUAGGAAUUUGUUGGGAAAGGCAAUUGACAUGAGAGAAAAAGUCGGUUGAGAGUUGGGCUAGCUUUCCCUUUUCAAUUGCAGAUUGUAGAGUUGGUGUCACUUAACCAUCUCCUACCCCUCAAAUCAUUCCUUUGAUUUUUCCACAUAAAUUUAUAUCCCCUGUUUCCCUUACUUAAACCUCGUUCCCCAGUUCACAGCUCCAGUGACUCCUCCACUUUCUCCAAUUGGGUUUCCAAAAUGGACAGCAACUCAGCAAUGCCAGCGGCUGAUCAGGGGGAAAGAGAAACCGCACGGAGGCCCCGUGGCAGGCCCGCGGGUUCGAAGAACAAGCCCAAGCAGCCUAUCAUCAUAACCCGGGACAGCCCGAACGCGCUCCGGGCCCACGCAAUGGAGGUGGGCUCCGGCUGUGACAUAAGUGAGAGCUUACUCAACUUUGCUAGAAGGAAACAACGUGGCGUAUGCGUGUUGAGCGCCGCCGGCUGCGUCACCAAUGUGACGUUGAGGCAGCCGGCGACUACGGGGGCCACCGUAACCCUCCACGGCCGGUUCGAGAUCCUCUCGCUCCUCGGAUCCAUCCUGCCCCCGCCUGCACCACCGGGGGUCACGGGACUAACCGUUUACCUGGCCGGGGCGCAGGGCCAGGUCGUGGGCGGGAGCGUGGUGGGUGCGCUCGUUGCCUCGGGUCCCGUGGUGAUAAUGGCGGGGUCGUUUAUGAAUGCCACUUUCGACCGGUUGCCGCUGGACGAAGAUGACGCGGCGGCGGCAGUGGCUGGACGACAGCACCACCACAACCGCGUCGACGUGGCGGAGAUUUAUGGGGUGGUGCCACAAAAUCUGCUGACAAACGGCACGCUGCCUCCUGAAGUGUAUUCUUGGGCACCGGGGAGAAAGUGUUAAAGGGUGAGAUCAGAUUGGGAAGCUAGCUCAUAAAAUCAUUUAUUCCUAUU
This is a messenger RNA of Rhododendron vialii, 1699 nucleotides long. Its product is annotated as AT-hook motif nuclear-localized protein 16. Gene Ontology annotation, cellular component: nucleus. The transcript has a single exon. Bases 990 to 1649 code for a protein of 219 amino acids. Gene Ontology annotation, molecular function: minor groove of adenine-thymine-rich DNA binding; DNA-binding transcription factor activity. Gene Ontology annotation, biological process: vegetative to reproductive phase transition of meristem. Lineage: Eukaryota; Viridiplantae; Streptophyta; Magnoliopsida; Ericales; Ericaceae. The record is from RefSeq and is a predicted model, not a curated record.